AUGUUGCAACAUCAGCAGCAUCAGGCCCAAUCCGCUGGCUACUAUGACUACAAUCAAACGCCGAGUCCCAGCAGCCUGACCAAUGCGGAUGCCCUCAACACGACGCCCUUCUCGGUCAAGGAUAUACUAAAUAUGGUCAAUCAGACGGAGGCUUACGACGGCGCCUACGGACAUCUCGAGAGCGCCGCAGCCGCCUCGGCGCUCUACGGCGCCGCCGAGUACCAACAGCAGCCGCUCGAGCAGCACCAGCUUCAGCUCCAGCAGCAGCAGCAGCAGCAACAACUCCAGCAGCAGCAACAACUCCAGCAGCAGCAGCAGCAGCUUGUCGAGGAGGAGGCUUUGGGCGCAUCCUCGCUGUCGCCGCUGUUGCCGCCGCCGCCGCAUGGUCAUCCCCAGCUUUAUGCCGGCUAUCACCAGGACUACGGCAUGCCCGCCCACAUGCUGCAGCACGCCCAUCCGCACGUCCAUCCCCAUCCCCAUCAGAGCUACCAGCCGGCGUACAAUGUGACCGCCUCUCAGUUCUAUGCCACGCCCACAGCUGGCGGGUAUCAGAGCAGCGCCGGCUACAACUACAACUACAACACGACGGCGGAUGUGUAUGCCAGCACCACGGCAAUGCCGAGCGUGCCGUCAUUGCCGGCGAGCAUUAAAAGCGAAUAUAUACCCACGCCAUAUGUGACGCCGUCGCCGACACUCGAUCUGAACAGCUCCACGGAGGUGGAGGCACAUGCUCCCGCCCACAAGCUGGCCAAUGGCAAUGGCAAUGGCAUCGCGCAGCGGCUGCUCGAGACGAGGGGCAUCAACGGGGCGACGACGGAGUGCGCCAAGCGAAAGGACAGCCAGGUGACCUCCUCCCGCUCCGAGCUGCGCAAAAACAACAGCGGGAACAACAACAACAACAACAACAACAACAAUAAUAACAACAAUUUGUCCGGAAAGCCGCGCAUGAAACGCAAGCCGCGUGUCCUGUUCUCCCAGGCGCAGGUCCUCGAGCUGGAAUGCCGCUUCCGGCUAAAGAAAUAUCUAACGGGCGCGGAGCGUGAAAUCAUUGCCCAGAAACUGAAUCUGUCGGCGACACAGGUGAAAAUCUGGUUCCAGAAUCGUCGCUACAAAUCGAAGCGCGGCGACAUCGACGGCGACACCUUCGCCAAGCACCUCAAGCUGAAGCCGGAGUCGCUGCCCCAAUCGCCCACGUCCACGUCCAGGUCCACGUCCGCGCUGCCACCGCCGCCCCCGCUGCCCAGCCACAUGAUGUGGCCUCCCCAGCAGCAGCAGGCGCAGGCGCAGCAUCAUCUCCAGCUGCAGCUCCAGUAG
Molecule: messenger RNA, 1314 nt
Organism: Drosophila montana
Lineage: Eukaryota; Metazoa; Arthropoda; Insecta; Diptera; Drosophilidae
Gene: tin
Product: tinman
Exons: 3
Coding region: 1-1314 (437 amino acids)
Biological process (GO): cell differentiation; regulation of transcription by RNA polymerase II
Cellular component (GO): nucleus
Molecular function (GO): DNA-binding transcription factor activity, RNA polymerase II-specific; RNA polymerase II cis-regulatory region sequence-specific DNA binding
Source: RefSeq, a predicted model, not a curated record